AUGUUACGAGUUCACACAGUGUCGGGGGAAGUCCUCGUCACAAUUGAGCUACAGAGCUUUCUCGACAUCGCUGCAGCGACAGAGAGCCACCCCGUCCGGGCACUGAAGAACUACUUGCAGAGCUUGUGCGGGCAGCCAAGAUUCAGGCAACGGCUGGUAGUGUCGGAAGAUGGCAUCGUGUUGAGUGACACGGAGGACGAACACAUCUUAAAUCCCGGCGAUGUUCAGCUCGUGCUUGUGAACUUCAGCUCAACAUCUGAACUGCAAAUAGAAAAGCUUCGGCGUGCUGCCUUGAGUGGACAGACAUCAGUCGUGGAGACGAUUCUGCGAAGGCCACAAGACCCGGAUUUGGGUGAUCCAGCCCCGUUGCUCCUCGCAUCCGGAGGCGGCCACGUAGGGGUUGCACGCCUCUUGUUGGAGGCCAAUGCGGACAAGGACAAGGCCACGAAUCAUGGCGCCACCCCGUUGUUCGUCGCAGCUCACCAAGGGCAGUUAGAGGUUGCACGGCUGUUGUUGGAUGCGAAGGCCGACAAGGACAAGGCCGAUGACCAUGGCACCACCCCGUUGUUCAUCGCAGCUCACCAAGGGCAGUUAGAGGUUGCACGCCUGUUGUUGGAUGCGAAGGCCGACAAGGACAAGGCCACGAAUCGGGGAGACACCCCAUUGUUCGUCGCAGCUCACGAAGGGCAGUUAGAGGUUGCACGCCUCUUGUUGGACUCGAAGGCUGACAAGGACAAGGCCACGAAUCGUGGCGCCACCCCAUUGUUCAUCGCAGCUCAGAGAGGGAAUUUGGAGGUUGCACGCCUCUUGUUGGACGCGAAGGCUGACAAGGACAAGGCCGAUGACCAUGGCACCACCCCCUUGUUCAGCGCAGCUCAGAAGGGGCACUUGGAGGUUACGCUCCUGUUGUUGGAUGCGAAGGCUGACAAGGACAAGGCCGAGAAUGAUGGCCCCACCCCGUUGUUCAUCGCAGCUCAGAAAGGGCACUUGGAGGUUACACUCCUUUUGUUGGAGGCCAACGCGGACAAGGACAAGGCCACGAAUCAUGGCGCCACCCCGUUGUUCGUCGCAGCUCACCAAGGGCAGUUAGAGGUUGCACGCCUGUUAUUGGAUGCGAAGGCCGACAAGGACAAGGCCGAGAAUGAUGGCACCACCCCGUUGUUCAUCGCAGCUCAGAAAGGGCACUUGGAGGUUACACUCCUUUUGUUGGAGGCCAACGCGGACAAGGACAAGGCCACGAAUCGUGGAGGCACCCCAUUGUUCAUCGCAUCUCGAAAAGGGCACUUGGAGGUUACACUCCUUUUGUUGGAGGCCAAUGCGGACAAGGACAAGGCCACGAAUCGUGGAGACACCCCAUUGUUCAUCGCAUCUCGAAAAGGGCACUUGGAGGUUACACUCCUUUUGUUGGAGGCCAAUGCGGACAAGGACAAGGCCACGAAUCAUGGCGCCACCCCGUUGUUCGUCCCAGCUCACCAAGGGCAGUUAGAGGUUGCACGGCUGUUGUUGGAUGCGAAGGCCGACAAGGACAAGGCCGAUGACCAUGGCACCACCCCGUUGUUCAUCGCAGCUCACCAAGGGCAGUUAGAGGUCGCAUGCCUGUUGUUGGAUGCGAAGGCCGACAAGGACAAGGCCACGAAUCGGGGAGACACCCCAUUGUUCGUCGCAGCUCACGAAGGGCAGUUAGAGGUUGCACGCCUCUUGUUGGACUCGAAGGCUGACAAGGACAAGGCCACGAAUCGUGGCGCCACCCCAUUGUUCAUCGCAGCUCAGAGAGGGAAUUUGGAGGUUGCACGCCUCUUGUUGGACGCGAAGGCUGACAAGGACAAGGCCGAUGACCAUGGCACCACCCCAUUGUUCAGCGCAGCUCAGAAGGGGCACUUGGAGGUUACGCUCCUGUUGUUGGAUGCGAAGGCUGACAAGGACAAGGCCGAGAAUGAUGGCACCACCCCGUUGUUCAUCGCAGCUCAGAAAGGGCACUUGGAGGUUACACUCCUUUUGUUGGAGGCGAAGGCUGACAAGGACAAGUCCAUGAACGAUGGCACCACCCCAUUGUUCAUCGCAGCUCAGAAUGGGCAUUUAGAGGUUGCGCGCCUCUUGUUGGACGCAAAGGCUGACAAGGACAAGGCGAAGGCUGACAAGGACAAGUCCAUGAACGGCGCCACACCUUUUUUCUUUGCAGCUAAGAAAGGGCAGUUAGAGGUUGGGCGCCUUUUGUUGGAUGUAAAGACUGACAAGGACAAGGCCACGAAUCAUGGCACCACCCCAUUGUUCAUCGCAGCUCAGACUGGGCAUUUAGAGGUUGCACGCCUCUUGUUGGAAGCGAAGGCUGACAAGAACAAGGCCACGAAUCCUGGCGCCACCCCAAUGCUCAUUGCCGCUCAGAAUGGGCACUUGGAGGUUGAACGCCUUUUUUUGAACGCGACGGCUGACAAGGAGGCAAUGCCAUAA
Symbiodinium sp. CCMP2592 is the source of this 2448-nucleotide messenger RNA. NCBI's taxonomy places the organism in Eukaryota, Dinophyceae, Suessiales, Symbiodiniaceae. The record is from the annotation of a GenBank genome assembly.